Molecule: messenger RNA, 1617 nt
Organism: Plenodomus lingam JN3
Lineage: Eukaryota; Fungi; Ascomycota; Dothideomycetes; Pleosporales; Leptosphaeriaceae
Source: RefSeq, a predicted model, not a curated record
AUGUCCAUAGUCAUGCGCGACACCACCGUCCUCUCCCCGUCAUCCUACGACCCAACUUGUAACAAUGCAAACACAAAUUCUAACCCAUCAUUGGAGGCCGUCUUCAUCCACUUCAUGCUGGCAAUCAAAUCGAGCCACUGUGUCGGAGUGCAGAUCUCGGUUGUGCCUUUCUGCCUGCACGAGUUCCGGGGUCAAGUCUUUUACUUCGCGGAAGGAAGUUUCUCGCGAUGUUGUGAUGGGAUUCAUGAGAAUGAUGUCCUGGCUCCGACCAAUGAUGCGGCAGAGGCUAUUCAUCAAAACUUUGUUCCAUGGCAUAAGUGGAAUGUGAGGGCACCUGGCUUUUGGCGUGAGCUUGCGCCUGCUUUCCCAAGACAAGCUGGACUCAAUGCAUGCACCGAAGCCAUAAAUCGGUACAUGAAGCAGCUGAUUUCAGAAACACAAAUCCUCGAAUGCGGCACAGACACCAGGAAAUCAUCGGAUAUUCUCCUCGUCGACCCAAACAACAUGCAAGAGAUAAUAACAACAACAAAUUCUCUCAGCCCCCACACCAUGAGCCGAGUAUCUAGCGGCACAUCUCUAGAAUCCGGCACAUCAGCCAGCGAGAGACCGCUGAAAAAGAAGCGAAAACUAAGCCCAAGUAGCUCCGCCGAGCCAGUGCUAGAGACCGCAGAUGAACUCUUGUGGCGUCUUGGCUCCGUCAGUAUCUCAGACGCAGAAGUCUCGUCGUACAUUGCACUGACCAAUGUCGACAAUCCGCCGCUGACCCCUUGCGGCGAAAAUGUGUCUCGAGCUUGGGAAAUGUGUCUUAGCUUUGCACGGCGGUCAAAUCAGAAGAUGAAAUACGGCCGAUUUCUUCGUUUUCUGUCUCUCUGCUUCUUCUUGAUUUGGGAACGGUACUCGGAUAAGCAGGGGAAGAGUGCGGCCCGUGAAGUCAACGCCAAGAUGCGAGAGGCGGGUUUCAGCGGGCACUCGAGAGGUCUGAAGACGAUGCGAGAUGAAACGACAUUGAUCAACAGAUUAAUCGCCUCGAUACAAGAAUCAUGCAAGCUCCAAGAAGUGGGGGUUCUAUACCACAUCAUCUUUGAAGCCUCCAACUACCAACUCAUCCGCACAAUCAACCGACUGGGCCGAGACAAGAAACAGACUAUUCUCGAGUACAUGUGCGACAACAUGAAUAUCGAUUCGCUAUCUGCAUGUCCUACAGCUCCCAUAUGCAUUCAGACCAUCAUUCAGCAAUAUCUCCCCAAUCUCUCGCUUGAUUUCAUCAGCUCAGCAAUCGGAUACGAACCAAUUCGGCGAAGGAAGAGUGGGGCCCAGGAAGGGGGCCUGGGACCGCAGCAGCGAGCAUCAAUGUUUGCUGCGGGCACCGGACUCGUGGGGCAAGAAGAGGUUGAACGCCUUGCGUCUCCAGCCGAGAUGGUGGAUCAUCACGACUCGCCGUCUAUUGGGUUUCGAGAUCAUAUCUUUUCCAAUAGGGAAUCUGAUAGUGUCUCGGGCGCAUUAGACAUGCUCAACGGCAUGGAGGAUUUCUUUUUCCCAUCUGCCGCUGAUAUGGAUAUUAUGAAUUCGGAUUUUUCCUUUAAUCAUAUUGAUAUGGGUUCUGAUAUGCUGGUAUAG